Molecule: messenger RNA, 2003 nt
Organism: Crotalus tigris (Tiger rattlesnake)
Lineage: Eukaryota; Metazoa; Chordata; Lepidosauria; Squamata; Viperidae
Gene: IL10RB
Product: interleukin 10 receptor subunit beta
Exons: 7
Coding region: 463-1494 (343 amino acids)
Molecular function (GO): interleukin-10 receptor activity; protein binding
Source: RefSeq, a predicted model, not a curated record
AAAGGUGUCACCUAUAGAAGGUGCUGCUCCCGUGACGUAGGUGGAGCUUUGAUGUGGGGUGCUGGCUCGGCAGACGGAAAGAGCGCGCUGGGGGCGGAGGAGCUUUGCUUUUCCCCUUCUGUAACUACCGAAAGAGGGAUUACUCUGGUUUGUUACUGCGACGGCCCCGCUGCCUCAGUUGUUCAGGGGCCAAGGGUCACCUGGAGCUCGAGAAAAAGCAAACAAGGGCAGUGUUGUAGAAAGAGCGCGGUGAGUUUCGGGUAACGAGAGAAACAACGCUCAACAAAGUGAAGGCAGACAGCGAAGGCGCCCCAGUGUGACCAGACGCUGCCAAGAAGUGGGCGCCCCAGCCUAUUCCUGAGGAAUUCACCACGGGGCUAAGUGCACGUUGCGCGUAGAAGACUCCUUAUUCCGACAGGGGCGAAGCAAAGCCAGGACGGCGAUUGGCGAUGGUAGCCGAGAAUGGUCCCGAGAAGCUGGUGGUGUCUAAUUUGCGGCUGCGUCUUCUGGUCAAUACAUGCAAUUAUACAAGAGCCUCAAAAUAUACGAUUUAAUUCAGUUAUGCUUGAUAGUGUUCUCCUGUGGGAUCCAUCAAAUUUUUCUGAAGGAAAUGUAACCUAUACAGUUCAACUUAAAAGUUUGAAGUCAGAAUUCAUUGACUUGUGCCGAAGAACAUACUUCACAGAGUGCAAUAUUUCAAGUAUACCUAAAUAUGGUCUUUCUCAUUUAAGAAUUAGAGCUGAAUUUGAGCAUAAACAAUCGCACUGGAUAUAUCUUAACUUCACACCAUACAAGGACACAAUCAUUGUACCUCCUAUUGUACAAAUUAUACCCACAAAAUCUGGAGUCUUGGAUGUUCAUCUCCAAAGCCUUCCUGUUAUACUUAAUGGUAUCAGAUACUCCUUGAAGGAUUUUUAUGGUUCGGUAGUUUACAAGAUAAAAAUUUGGAUGAAUGCUAGUGAACAGAUUAUCGAUAACGUGACUGCACCACACACUUUCCAUGUAAUAUCUGGCUUACAUCCUGGAAUAACAUAUUGUCUUAAGGCUCAAGCAUUUAUUGAAGAACUGAAUAAACCUGGAGAGUGGAGUAAAACCAGUUGUACCCAAACAACUAAUAAUAAUAUAGUAGGGACAGAUCCAAUAACUGUGACAGUUAUCUUCCUAACAGUAUUGGCAUUCAUCAUCUUCUCCAGUUGUAUGAUAGCUUGUAUUUAUCACCGGAUCAAACGUUCCUUUUGCCCUUCUUAUUCUUUGCCACAACAUUUCAUUCAGUUUUUAAGCCAUCCUUCUCAUAGUUCACUAUUUUUUGAAUCCCAGCCAGAGGGAGAGGAUCAUAACUAUGAUAUACUUAUUGUUCUUUUGGAGAAGUCCAAACAGUGCAAUAGUGAAUUGGAAAAUAAAACAAUUAACAUCAAACAGGAGCUGCAAGGAUCUCAAGAAGACACCUUUAAACCUAAAGAAAUUUCAAACUGUACAACUUUGCUUCAAGUUUGAAACUUGGGAAUAAUAUACUGUACUUUAAGGAACUUAUUGGAAUUUACAAAAGGAACACUUUGCACAUUAUCAAGUCAUUAAUGGUGGAGUUUUUUUACUUGAUAAAAAUUUUAUAUGAUUUUCUAUUUUGGAAAUUUAUUUAUACUAAAGCAGUGAUUCUCAAUCUUUCUAAUGCCGUGACCCCAUAAUACAGUUCCCCAUGUUGUGGUGACCCCCAAGUGGGUGUGGCAACCAAUAAGAAGGAGUAGGACAGCUAAGGAAAAGGGAAAAAAUGGCGGACAGCAUGGUUUGGUGACCCCCGUGAAAUGGUCAUUUGACCCCAAAUGGGGUCCCGACCCACAGGUUGAGAACCACUGUAUUAAAGCCUUAAUUUUAGACUAAAAUGUAAUAAGCAAGUUCAAGUUAUUAAAAUUGUAUAACAUUUAAAAUAUUCUGAAUAUACUUUAUUCAGUAGUGUUUGCUCUAUUAUUUUGAAGAGCAUUUGACAAAAAUAAAAGUAUUCUUCUAGA